Lepisosteus oculatus (spotted gar) is the source of this 2817-nucleotide messenger RNA. RefSeq names its product vesicle transport through interaction with t-SNAREs 1B (gene vti1b). Gene Ontology annotation, molecular function: SNAP receptor activity; SNARE binding. The record is from RefSeq and is a predicted model, not a curated record. Gene Ontology annotation, biological process: Golgi to vacuole transport; intra-Golgi vesicle-mediated transport; retrograde transport, endosome to Golgi. Gene Ontology annotation, cellular component: SNARE complex; Golgi apparatus; endoplasmic reticulum membrane. Lineage: Eukaryota; Metazoa; Chordata; Actinopteri; Semionotiformes; Lepisosteidae.
AACAAUUUAAAGGGUCACUAAUCAUGUGAAGCUCAUUCCCACACAUUCCGAGUACUACAUUGUCCAUAAAGCUUUGCUCUUUAGUUUUCCUUGGUAGAAGCCUUUAUAAAAUACACAUUUGAGAGGGAAACUUCAAGUCUUGUAAUUAAAAAAAUAGUUAAGAUAAUGUCAUGUUUUAUAACGUAGCAUAUAUGGCGUUAUUAUUGUACCUAUUCUUCUUAUAAUGUUAAUCCCUUCAAAACAGGCAACGAAAAGUGGUCUAAAAUGCAAGGACCAUUACCAGGAGUCCCGAUAAUCUUUUGUUUUCACGUACUUAUAUUUGACUUGUAGGUGAAUUACGCGGUUGGUUCCUUGAAACAAAACACAAAUACUGAAAUGUCUUCCGAAGAGUUUGAAAAGUUGCAUGAGUUUUAUAAAUCCCUUUUCGAAGAGCUAAAAGUGAUGCCAGACCGAGUGUCCCGAUGUUAUGGAGAGGAAAGGAAGCGGCAUGUGAGAGUUUUUGAUGAAAAAGUAGGAGAGGCAGAGGAAAUGCUCCAGGAGAUGGAGAAAGAACUGAUUGGAGCUCCUCCUUCCUUUCAAAACCCAAUGACCACUAAGAUCCGCAUUUACAGGCGGGAUCUGGGGAAGCUGCAGCGUGAGAUGAAGAGCUCAGACCUGGGUUUGGGGUUUGGGGUUCGAGGAGAGGGCAGAUAUGGAGUUUUUGCUGCUGAGAAUGAGCAAAGUACGCAACUGCAGUCUCAAAGAGCCCUGCUCUUGCAGGGAACAGAGUCUCUGAACCGGGCCACGCAGAGCCUGGAGCGAUCUCAUGGCAUAGCAGCUGAGACGGACCAGGUUGGGACAGACAUCAUCGAAGAGCUGGGAGAGCAGAGAGAUCAGCUGGACCGCACCAGAGACAGACUAGUUCACACGGGAGAGAACCUCAGCCGCAGUCAGAAGAUACUACGCUCUAUGUCUAGAAGACUGAUGACCAACAAGCUGCUGCUUUCUGUUAUCAUCCUCAUGGAGCUUGGCAUCCUAGGAGCAGUCGUUUACCUCAAAUUCUUUCGGAAUUAGUAUCUUCUCAUACAUAAGACUCCUUCUCCUCCGUGAUCUCUUUCUGGAAUUGGUGGGUUAACAGCACAGGCCCACUUAAAACACAAAGGAAGAAAUGGACAGCCUGUUUUGCACUGCUUUAAACACGUAAGGAGAGGGGUUUUAGAUGGACCUGAAUUAUUCCUGAUCCAUGAGCAAGGUGUGUUGUCCAGACUGAAACAUAUACGUCAAGCUAAGCUCAGCCUGAUCACACACUGAUAGUGCUUUGUACUUGAUAAAAGUAUUGCUCUAACACUUAUUCAGCUUUGUUUAGUCUGAUAUUAAGCUUUUGGCAUCAGCCUACUUUGCUGUUAGUAUGUUAUACAUUGCUGGGGUUUUCCAAAUCUCUCCUAAGAACUUUUUUUUCAGACAAGCUUUUCACUGAUAUUUGUUAGUCAGGACUUCGAAACUGAACCCUGUUCCUAGAGGAAAAUGGUUGUAAAAACUGGUGGUCCAAUCUAUAAUGACAAAAGAAACAUGAAGUCACAUGUUAUUAAUUUAUUUAAUGGAUAUGGUACUUUUUGAAGUGCUGUACCAUUGAGACAAGACGCAGUGGAUUAUAGCUGCAGGCCUUACAGUAUGACAACACAGGAAAUGUCCAAGGAUAGACCAUCUGUUCUUUUGGAUCCAUGUCUCCUUUUUGUAAUUUGUCCAUCCUGUCAGUCAAGUGUUUGAGCUUCUGGAGUGGCUUAACAGCCAUGCACCAGCCCAGAGAAAGUGGCAAUCUACUUGGGAUAAAAAGACUCCUCUCCUGCCUGUAAUGCUUGGAAUAAACAAAGUAUUGUAGUCUACACUGAAAGAUAGAUAUGGUACUUUAAGUAUUAAGACUAAAUGCUUAAGUAUGUGUUAUUUAUAACAUACAGCUGUAAAAUAUUUUAAUCAGAAAGUGGUCAGGUAAAACUGUACAGUUUGUUAUGAAUAAAUAUUUUAAAGGAACUUCACAUGAGGAAGCAGAGAAAACCACUGGCACGCAUUAUCAUUGACUAUUGCAUCAUACCUGUACAUUUUUCUAGGUUAGCACUGUCAUAAUAAUAGGGAUUUGGGAGGAUUAGACCAAAUAUUUUAUAGCUGGUUUGUUGCCAUUUUUUGCUAAAUGCACAAGAGUUAACAUUGACAAUGUGAUUUAAAUAUGGUGUGCUUUACAUGAUCAGAUAUACUUAAGGAAUAGAGUAUGUUUGUAACAAUUUAAUAAACUGCUUUCUAGUGCAGCACACUGAUUGAGCUGUUUUAUAGGACUAACAAUAUGGAUCCUGGUUUUUAAAAUAACCAACACCAAAUAUUACAGUAGGUCAAACAGUUUUAGUAAAAUCACAUUCCAUUAUCGUUUCUGUAUUAAUUAGGAAAUUGUUUAAAUAAAACUUAUUACUAUUAGCAGCAACCCAAAUAUGGGCUUUUAUUUUUUUUAAAUGCAAUUGCAAUGAUACUCUUAAGUCAGCAGAGUAGAUCACAUUUUUGUUCCUGAACGCUGGUAUUUUAGUCAUCAUGGCUAUACAGUAUAAAAAAACUUGCAAAACAUUAAUAUCAAGUGAAAUUGCAAACAAAUUUCACUGGUUCACAAAGUGCAAAAGCCUGUAUGAGUUACAAUUCUAAAGUCUCCCUCAUGGCUUCACUUGAUAAAGACUGGCAGAGUCAUAAUUAAGUUUAACACAGGAGGGAAAAAAAAAGGUUUCAUACUUCAGUCCACACACACUCAUAAAGGAGCUCUGGAAUGUGAAUUAAUUAAAAAAACUCCAGUUUCUACAGACA